GAUGUGCAGGGUCGUCUGCUUAUAACUGACACGGCUAUUUCAGUCAGUUGAUCCAUGGUGCCGCUGCUGAGCAGAAAAACGGCGAAAAGAUUUGUAAAUUGGUACCACUGGGACCAGUAACGCUUCAUUGGAUCAUAAAUCCUCAAUAGGACCAGUUUAAGGACCCACACACUAAGUGUAGCUUUGGGCAGCAGCCAUGUCAGGCACCUAUGAUGACUCCAUGAUUGAUGUCUCCAGUGACAGCUUCUGGGAGGUUGGAAACUACAAGCGCACCGUGAAACGGAUAGACGAUGGUAGUCGGCUCUGCACAGAUCUCAUGAACUGCAUUCAUGAGCGGGCGCGUAUUGAAAAGGCCUACGCACAGCAGCUCACAGAAUGGGGGAAACGCUGGCGGCAACUUGUAGAGAAAGGACCUCAAUAUGGCACGCUGGAGCGAGCGUGGGCUGCUCUGUGUACUGAGGCAGAGAAGGUGAGCGAGCUUCACAUGGAGGUGAAAGCAGCAUUGAUGGGAGAAGACUAUGAGAAGCUGAAGAACUGGCAGAGAGAGUCUUUCCACAAACAGAUGAUCGGUGGCUUCAAAGAGACUAAAGAAACUGAAGAUGGCUUCCGCAAGGCUCAAAAACCCUGGGCCAAGAAACUCAAAGAGGUAGAGACUUUGAAGAAGGCCUACCACACUGCAUGUAAAGAAGAGAAGCUUGCAGCCAGCAGGGAGACUAACAGCAAACUCGAGAGCAACAAUAACCCUGAAGCCCAAAAGAAACUCCAGGAAAAGGUGGAGAAGUGUCAGCAAGAGGUCCAGAAGACUAAAGAACGUUAUGAGAAAUCCAUCGAGGAGCUGAACAAAUUGACCCCUCAGUACAUGGAGAACAUGGAACAAGUGUUCGAGCAGUGCCAGCAGUUUGAAGACAAGCGCAUUCAAUUUUUCAAAGAGGUGCUGCUGGAGGUUAAGCAGCACCUGGACCUCUCAACCAAUCACAGAUAUCAGGGAGUUUACCACACACUGGAAGACACAAUCUCUGGCACCGAUCCUGAAGAGGACCUAAAAUGGUUCCGGUCCAAUCAUGGUCCUGGAAUGCCAAUGAGCUGGCCCCAGUUUGAGGAAUGGUCCAUAGACCUCAACCGAACCUUGAGCAGACGAGAAAAGAAGAAGCCAUCAGAGGGCAUCACAUUGACGGGCAUUAGUCCAGCUGGGUCAGACCAGCCUGUUCAGCCUGCCAAAACCAGCAACAGCCUGACUGUACCAAAAGCUGCACCUGCGGGCACGAACCCGUUUGACGAAGAAGACGAUGAAGUUGGGGAGACUGCCGUGGAGCAGGAGAUCACAGUCAACAGCACCGUUGUGAAUAAAGAGGAAAUAAAAACUGCAAGCAGUACGGAGAAGACUCCAGACUGGUCGGAUGAGGACACAGCUGGUAACCCUUUCUCCACCAAUGGUGAGGGUAAUCCAUUCGAGGAAGAGCCGGCCUCUCCUGUUGUAUCGGUGCCUGUCAAAGCUCUCUACGACUAUGAGGGACAGGAGCAGGAUGAGCUGAGCUUCAAAGCAGGUGAUGAAUUUACCAAAAUAGGUGAAGAAGAUGAUCAGGGCUGGUGCAAAGGCAGGCUUAAGGAUGGACAAACAGGCCUCUAUCCUGCUAACUAUGUGGAAGACAUCCAGUAAUGAAUCGCCACAGAUGGAAACAAAUGUGAAGAAUGUGUUUUAUGAAACUUGACAGGCUCUUAUUUUCAGCCCUCUUUUCCUUGUUUGUGAUGACUGGAUUGGAGUUGGUGGAGGACAGAAGAGAAGGGUUUGUAGAGCUUAGGAGGACCACUUUAGUCACUUCUUACCCGUGGACACUGUUGGAAACUAACUGCAAGUUUCCAGAAGAUUUCAGGAAGAUCCAAGAAGACUUGCUGUUGGUGUAAGAUGUUACUUAUAAUCCCAUUUAUGCUGUUACAGAAAUAGCUAUUCAAGUACAUAUUAGAUAAGACUGAAUGAAAUGUGUGAAUUUGGAUCAUUUAAAAAAAAAAAAAAAAUAUCACUGAGAUUACGAUCUUACAACUAGUCUUGCAUGCGAAACACAACCUUGAUAUGCAAGCCCGUUUUUAAUUCACCAACGGAAUUGAACCUUUUUUUUUUAUAACCAGUACUUGCAUUUCUCCUGAAAGAAUCCAGUCCAUAGAUGUUUUUUAUUAUUUGGCCUGAAUUGUGAGAUUCAUGAACUUCAUUUUAAAUUAGUGUUUAUAUUCUCUCAUUUCUUUCAGGGUUUUGAU
Messenger RNA from Pundamilia nyererei, 2250 nucleotides. RefSeq names its product protein kinase C and casein kinase substrate in neurons 2 (gene pacsin2). Gene Ontology annotation, cellular component: endosome; plasma membrane; cytoplasm. Gene Ontology annotation, molecular function: phospholipid binding; protein binding. Bases 197 to 1657 code for a protein of 486 amino acids. The transcript is spliced from 11 exons. Gene Ontology annotation, biological process: cytoskeleton organization; regulation of endocytosis; plasma membrane tubulation. The record is from RefSeq and is a predicted model, not a curated record. NCBI's taxonomy places the organism in Eukaryota, Metazoa, Chordata, Actinopteri, Cichliformes, Cichlidae.